Molecule: messenger RNA, 1146 nt
Organism: Ailuropoda melanoleuca (giant panda)
Lineage: Eukaryota; Metazoa; Chordata; Mammalia; Carnivora; Ursidae
Gene: SOHLH1
Product: spermatogenesis and oogenesis specific basic helix-loop-helix 1
Exons: 9
Coding region: 1-1146 (381 amino acids)
Biological process (GO): spermatogenesis; regulation of DNA-templated transcription
Cellular component (GO): nucleus
Molecular function (GO): DNA-binding transcription factor activity, RNA polymerase II-specific; protein dimerization activity; RNA polymerase II cis-regulatory region sequence-specific DNA binding
Source: RefSeq, a predicted model, not a curated record
AUGGCGUCCCAGGGCCCUGAGGCGGCUGUAGAGGGGUGCAGCGGCUCUUUCCAGUCCAGCGACCAGGGCUGCAGCGAAGACCACGGCCAGGGCGGCCGCCCGGUCAAGGCGCCCUCCGAGCAUUCCGGCUCUGGCUUUGGCCUCCCGCGGAAUGUGCUCAGCGAGAGNCCGUCCAGCGACCAGGGCUGCAGCGAAGACCACGGCCAGGGCGGCCGCCCGGUCAAGGCGCCCUCCGAGCAUUCCGGCUCUGGCUUUGGCCUCCCGCGGAAUGUGCUCAGCGAGAGGGAGCGCAGAAAGCGGAUCUCGGUGAGCUGCGAGCGCCUGCGGGCUCUGCUGCCCCAGUUUGAUGGCCGGCGGGAGGACAUGGCCUCGGUCCUGGAGAUGGCGGUGCAGUUCCUGCGGCUCGCCGGCACCUUGGUGCCCAGCCAGGAGCCGCACGCUGUUCUUGGUCCUUCCAAGGAGAUGUGGCGCGAGUGGCAGAGGGACGUUACCCCGCUGGCCUUUCCGUGUCCGAGCGCAGCAGGGCCACCAGACGGAGGCACAGGAGCCUGUGGCCUGAGUGUGCCACAGGCUCCUCCGAGCUGCAUGACCACGGGCGCUGGCGAGGAUGAGGCCCCAUCGGGAACAGCUGAGAUGCUGGAGGGUCUGUCAGCCCUCCCUGAGCCUUGCAGCCUGCUGUCCCGACCUCCAGGCCCAAGUUCCUCCAAGACCCUGAGGCCGCCCCCACCCUGGCCUCCCCGCUUGUGGCAGCCACCCUCCCCCCUGGUGAGCGAAGAGGCUCAGAGCUGCCUGGACCAGGCUGGGCCCCCAGCGGAGGGGGCCAGCUCUGUGGAGACACUGGACACCAGGUGGGUGCCCAGGCCUGUGUCGGGAUGUGAUGUGGAAGACGGGACGUCCUUCUUGCUGAACACCAGUCCCGACUGGUGGCUGGGGUCUCUGGAGGGCAGAGGCGCCAGUGCCCCUUCUCGGAGCACGGCCAAGAGCAGCCUGCUGGACAGGGCAGAGCCAGGCUUCCUGACGGACCCCGAGCCCGGCUCCCAGGAGCUCCCGGACGGCCCCCUGGAGCCAUGGGGCUCGGACGCAGGCUGCCCCAGCCUGGCCCGGGAGGAUGUGGACAGUAUCUUCCCCGACUUCUUCCCCUGCUAG